Messenger RNA from Serendipita indica DSM 11827, 756 nucleotides. NCBI's taxonomy places the organism in Eukaryota, Fungi, Basidiomycota, Agaricomycetes, Sebacinales, Serendipitaceae. The record is from the annotation of a GenBank genome assembly.
AUGUCACCGUUCUCUCUGAUUAUCAACGGCAAUAAACUCCGAUGUCAGCAGUUUGGUUCGAGCAAAUCUCCAUUGCUUAUCGCGCUUCACGGUGGUCCGGGUCUGAGUUCCAUGGAAGAGCCAGCAGAGACAUUCAAAGAAUAUGCAGACGAGUAUCAUGUCCUCGUCUACGAUGCUCGUGGCUCGGGAUACUCUGCGGCCUCGCCACCACUCAGCCAUGCAAUGUGGGUUCAAGACCUCGAGGAGCUCCGAAAGUGGGCAUGCGCAGAGACGCUUAUUCUCGCUGGUGGAUCAUACGGCGGCUUUAUUGCGCUGGAAUACGCCAUCAGAUAUCCCCACCGACUUCGAGGGCUGGUUCUCCGCGACACAGCAGCCACGAGUAGCGGCAUGAUUGAUACCGCAAUCAAGCAUGCACAAGAAUCUCCACGCGUACAUAUCGAUACCAGCAAACUCCGACGGCUUUUAGCAGGCCGAGUAACGAGCAACGACGAUUUCAAGGCAUUGUGGCGCGCCAUUCUACCUCUUUACACUUACACGGACGAUCCAGAUGCUGUCGAAGAAGCAAUGAAGUCGUGCAUCUUUCGCUUCGAAACGCACAACGCAGCCUUUAGUGGGGACUACCAACACUACGAUGUGAGAGACAAACUUUACUUGAUCCAGUGUCCCGUACUCGUCACGCGUUCAGGAUGGGACAUUGACCGUGUUCGAAAGGUCGGGACACUCUCCCCAAGUCGAAGAGAAGACGCUUUGGCAUAA